Messenger RNA from Silurus meridionalis, 2342 nucleotides. RefSeq names its product syntrophin, basic 1 (gene sntb1). The coding region runs from base 344 to 1888 and encodes 514 amino acids. Gene Ontology annotation, cellular component: intracellular anatomical structure; synapse; dystrophin-associated glycoprotein complex. Lineage: Eukaryota; Metazoa; Chordata; Actinopteri; Siluriformes; Siluridae. The transcript has 7 exons. Gene Ontology annotation, molecular function: protein binding; structural molecule activity. The record is from RefSeq and is a predicted model, not a curated record.
GAGAAUCGAGUCUUUUGUGAAUCGUCCGUCUACUCCGGGUGUUUUAAAUGAAGGUUAGCGCGUGUUUUUUUUCUAUCGGUUUCCGGACACCGGGAGCUUCACGCGCCUCACACACUCCUCUCACCCCGAUAGGACACAUCCCAUACAGCUGCUGCUCCACCCAACACGGAUGUGGUGUGUGUGUCGGAGUGGAGCGACGCUCCAGCAGGCAUGCACCGGAGACGCGCUCAAACUUUUCCGACGCGCUCGUGAGUUUGGCGCGAGGACAAAGUCCCGCGUGCGUUAAUAAAAAAAACCACACACACGCACUCAUACUCGUUUUAUCGUCAGAAAUGCUCCAAAGAUGGCGGUAGCGUCGGCGGCUUCCGGCAUGCGCGUGCAGAAAAGUGGCGUUUUGGAAGUGCUGGUGCGGGAGCGAUGGCACCGGGUGCUGGCCGAGCUGAGCGACGAGGCGCUCGCGCUGAGCUGCGAGGACGCGGCCGGGAGCGGCGACGUGAACGGCGUGGCAAACGGGUCGCGAACGAGCCCCGACAGUCCCGACACCGGUGCGAGGACCGCCGGGGCAGACUCGCCCGAGCGCGUCCCUGAGGCCAUCGCCAACAGGAAGCGGUGCGUAAGGGUCGUGAAGCAGGACGUGGGCGGCCUGGGCAUCAGCAUCAAAGGUGGGAAGGAAAACAAGAUGCCGAUACUCAUCAGCAAGAUCUUCAAGGGGCUAGCCGCAGACCAGACGCACGCGCUUUACGUCGGCGACGCUAUACUGUCGGUGAACGGCGUGAACCUGCGCGACGCCACGCACGACGAGGCGGUACAGGGUUUAAAGAGAGCCGGCCGUGUGGUCACGCUGGAAGUAAAGUACAUGAGAGAAGCCACGCCGUAUGUGAAAAAGGGGUCUCCGGUGGCAGAGAUCGGAUGGGAGACGCCUCCACCAGAAUCUCCUCGACCUGGCAACCCCCACUGUGAGGUUCCUCCCAGCCCGCCUUCACUGUCACCGCAGGGGGACUGCAGAUUCAUCCCGCUGAAAAUGUGCUACGUCUCGUGGGCUAUGUCCACCCCUGAUCCUGAAAACAGGCAUUUAGAGCUACACUCUCCCGACGCAAAGCACACAGUGGUGUUGCGGUGUUCGGACUCCAGCUCAGCUCAAGUGUGGUUCGAGUCCAUGCAGUCUGCUACCUAUAACCUCAUGAUGAAAGUGACGUCUGAGCUCAGCGCAGCUGGCAGGAACGGAAUCGGGGCGAGUCAUGAGAUACGCCACCUCGGCUGGCUGGCAGAGAAGACGGAGAGUGAGAGGCCACGCUGGAAGCCGGUGGUGGUCGCGGUGACGGACAAAGACUUGAUGCUCUAUGACAGCAUGAUGCGUCUGAAGGAGAACUGGCCGAACCCAGCACACACAUAUCCUCUACUUUCAACACGGUUGGUACACUCUGGUCCAGAUAGAGGGUCUCCGCAGCCAGGGGGGGAAUUAUCCUUCGCUACACGCACAGGCACGAGACUGGGCAUAGAGACUCAUGUAUUUCGCGCUGAGACUUGUAAAGACCUGUCACUGUGGACCAGACACAUUGUCACUGGCUGCCACACUGCUGCUGAAAUGAUCAAAGAAGUGACUACCAGCUGCAUGUAUAAGGGUCAGGACUGCAGGCUGGUCAUUCACUAUGAGCUGGGCUUCUCCGUGCUGCCUGAAGGAGAGCCUCCUCACGGUCAUCCUCUAUUUAGCUACCCAUUUGAGAAACUCCGAAUGUCCUCAGAUGACGGGGUGCGGAUGCUUUAUUUGGAUUUCGGAGGCAAAGAGGGUGAAAUUCAACUGGACCUGCACUCGUGUCCCAAGCCAAUUGUCUUCAUUCUUCACUCCUUCCUUUCAGCGAAGAUCAGCAGACUGGGUUUAGUGAACUGAAAUGAACUUCUUUAAUGAAACUCUCAAACGAGGACUCGGUUAGUCCCAAAGCAGGGGUUGGUAUUUCUAAAUGUACGCCCAGGAUAAAAGAGAACUGAGAAAAAGAAAUCCUUUUUUUGUUUUGUUUUUUAAAGUUAUGAUCUGACUUGUCUAUUUUAGAGUGAAAUAGAAUCAGUUUUACACACAGUGAUUAUGCUAAGACACAAUGAUCAAACUCAGAAUGAACACUAACUUGUGAUCAGUCGUACACAAUGUAUUACAUAUUGCUUUAGAGUUCAUCCGAUUAAGCAGUAUUAAGCACUUAACAGAACGGAUAAUGAGACUUAUCUGUAUGAGAAAUGUCGAAAUAGAUCUGUCUUAUGAUUCUGGCAGCUAAUUCUGAUUAGAGAAUGACCUGUUCUAAACCCUGUAAAUUCCUAUAUAUAAAUAUAUAUAAAGUUUCGAAGUGUUAAAA